AUGACUCUGAACGAAUCAUUGAGGAGGAGCCUGAGGAAUGCAGGAAAGAAGCCUGCCAAGUUCUAUGCUGAGGACGAUACGGAGGGGUUCAAUGCAAUGGAAAAGUAUCACAUGACAGCUCGCGGGAUUGUGUUUCUAGAGCAAAUCACAGUAGAGCUUCAACAAGGAGAGGAAAAUGCUCCGCUGGCGCGGUUCUGCACUUAUGAAGACAUCGAGGAUACUUCAGAGAGGAAUGACGACGAAACGAUUUACAUCUAUGAUGAUGAGGACCUCUACCGGCACUGUGAUGUGCAGUCAAAGCCGAACGGAAGGAAGUACACUGCGCUGAACAUCUUGUCGCCGAUGGUUCAAGCUGAGUACGAGAAGGUGGCGAGAAGGUUCAGAAAGACAGGAAGAGACGUGGUGGAAUGUAUGAACAUCGACGUGAAAGACUUGGAAAGGGGCGGGGAACACGACCUGAUGACAAUCCUGGAAAGGGUUCGUCAAUGCAGUAAGGGACUGGUGAAUCCGAAAAUCUGCGUGAAAGAGAUCUGCGAUGUCGACCAUCCAGCAUUCAAGUCGCAGAAUGUGCUGGGGGAGAGGGUGUUUGGGCUGUUUGCCAAGGAGGACAUAGCGCCGAUGGAAGUGCUGGGGGAGUACGUCGGGGAAGUGAUGAUCGAUGACAAUCCUGAUGAGGACAUUGCAAAGUUAGCAAAGGAGGCAAACUACGACCUGAACCUGAUGGAGUACUACGACGACUGCCCCCUCCCUCCCAUGUACAUCCGAGGGCGGAGGGUCGGGAAUGAGAUGACUUACGCAAACGACUUCCGCAACAUUGCAGAGCAGGCGAACGCUCGGUACCUUCAUGUGUGGAUCAACGGUUGGCCCAGCAUCGCCGUCCUCUCCUUGAGCUCCAUCCGCAGGGGUCAGGAGAUCGUCGUGGAUUACGGGAAGGACUUCUGGUCCACGCGCGAACGAGCUGAGAAGGAGGGAAAAUCUCCGACCCUGUCCACUCACACCACUCCCACGAGGAAGAGAGCUAGGAGCGAUAGUCUUGAUUCCAACAACCGGGAGGAGGAUUGUUCGCAAGUCUCUGUGCUGCAGGAGCUGCGAAGGGAUCAUAACACUGCUGCUAAGGUCUGGACCAGCAAAGUGACAAGGAGAGGGGAGGAGGCAGAGGAGGCGUACAGGAGGCGUGUAGAGCCGCUGCUGCAAAAGGCUGCAUGCGUGCUGAAGGUGCCAAGGGCAGCGGAUCGCUGCUUCCGAUCGCUCGUGAGGGAGGUGGAGGAAACGAUCCAGCAACUAUCACAGAAACUCUCGUCCUCCUCCGCUGACGUGCGGCAGCUCCAUGAGCAGCUGGUUCGGCAAUCGAAAAUUUACAUCUUGCGAUGA
This is a messenger RNA of Guillardia theta CCMP2712, 1371 nucleotides long. RefSeq lists its product as hypothetical. NCBI's taxonomy places the organism in Eukaryota, Cryptophyceae, Pyrenomonadales, Geminigeraceae. The transcript has 5 exons. Bases 1 to 1371 code for a protein of 456 amino acids. Gene Ontology annotation, molecular function: protein binding. The record is from RefSeq and is a predicted model, not a curated record.